Molecule: messenger RNA, 1223 nt
Organism: Gekko japonicus
Lineage: Eukaryota; Metazoa; Chordata; Lepidosauria; Squamata; Gekkonidae
Gene: TANGO2
Product: transport and golgi organization 2 homolog
Exons: 9
Coding region: 163-993 (276 amino acids)
Biological process (GO): protein secretion; Golgi organization
Cellular component (GO): Golgi apparatus
Source: RefSeq, a predicted model, not a curated record
CUUGGAGUCAGGCUGUCUCUCUGCGCCUUGUAACUUUGGUCUUUGGAGUCCAACAGGCUGGGUCACUACUUCUUCACAAAUGACCGGUGGUAUCUGAGUCCACAACUGGCUGCUACAGUAUGACCUUCCACUGACCCGCUCUGGAAGAAGCGCAGCUUCCUCAUGUGCAUCCUUUUCUUUAAGUUUGACCCACGACCUGUUUCCAAAAAUGCAUACAGGCUUAUCCUAGCAGCGAAUAGAGAUGAAUUUUAUCUAAGACCAUCAAAAUCGGCAGACUUCUGGGAUGGCAGCAACGAGAUCCUUAGCGGCUUGGAUAUGGAGGAAGGGAAAGAAGGCGGGACCUGGCUUGGAAUCAGCAAGAAAGGCAAGAUGGCGGCCCUGACAAACUAUAUGCAGCCGAAGAUAGACAAGAAUGCAAAAGGGAGAGGUGCCCUUGUGACAAACUUCUUGACGACAGAGCUGGACAGUUACUCUUACUUGAAGAAAGUUGCCUCGGAAGGACACCUUUACAAUGGAUUUAAUUUAAUAGCGGCGGACUUGAACACCACCAAGGGAGAUGUAAUUUACUAUUACGGAAACAAAGGAGACCCAGAGCCUGUCUUCCUAAAUCCCGGGGUUUAUGGCUUGAGCAAUUCUCUGCUGGAUACUCCAUGGAAGAAGCUUCAGUUUGGAAAGCACCUCUUCACAGAUGUUGUCAAGCGCAGUCAAGACCUCACCAAAGAAGACCUGGUGCAAGAGCUCAUUAACGUCAUGAACAACCAAGACCCACAGUUGCCAGACCCUGCCAUUGAGGAUCAGGGAAAAGACUACAUCCUCCCCAUCCUGGACAAGUAUGCGGCUAUAUGCGUCCGUUGCCCAAAUUAUGGAACCAGGACAAACACCGUCAUUCUCAUCGAUGCCGGAGGCCACGUCACUUUCACCGAGCGCACCAUGCUGAAUGCAGAUGUCGACCAGUGGAAAACGAGCACCUAUCAGUUCAAACUGCAGAUUUAACAGCUUUCCGUUUUAAUGGAUCACAAGAAAAGGAAACGAGAACACACUAUUGAAGUCGGGGUGGGGGAGGUCUUAGAGCAAACGCUCACGAAUGUCGCUGUGGCAUACCCUAGCAACCACCAAAACCUUUUUGCACAAAAGCCAAAACAGUUGUUGUUUUCUAAAACGUGGCUAUAUGGAAACCAAGCUUUGCAGCGGUGGCUGUGUUAGACUUUCCAAAAGGACUCUAC